AAACCUCUUCGUUGCUGUUUCUCAGUUUGUCAAUUGCCAAGGUGACCUAAACUCUAACUCCGAGUUCGUACCGAGUCAACUCACCACCGCAGCGAUGGCAGACGUUGUUCACUACAGGCUAGAGCACAUGACGAACGAGCUCGAUGACCUCGAGUGGCGUCGCCUUUUCACACGCCGCGAGAUCGCCGAGAUCGUCAAGUGGCGCCGCAAGUUCGAGUACCAGCUCAAGCGCCCCUCGCCUCUUAAGCAGGACUACAUUGCUUACAUAGAUUAUGAGUCCCGGCUUGAUGAUCUCCGACGCCUUCGCAAGAAGGCUGCUGCCAGUGAGCUCGCACGCGAAGGCAAGAAGAAGAUUAAGAUGAAAAAUUCCAUUUCUGAUUAUGCAGUGGUUACAAGGAUUGUGCAGAUAUAUGGGCUGGCGGUGAUGAGGUAUAAAGGAGAUAUUGAGUUAUGGUUUAGAUAUCUUGAAUUCUUGGCAUGUUUGGAUACUGAGAAAGUGCUGGAAUUGAUGGAAAAAUGGUCUUCUGCUUUUAAAAGUUCAUCAGUGAUAGCAAUUUCCACUGUUAUAAUCAUCUCUGAGCUUGCUCUCAAUUGGGAUGUUACUACAAUUCACCAGCUUUUUUUCAUGUUCAAUGUUUUGACCUAUCAGGUCCUUGCUCAAGUGAUUAGGUUUCAUCCCAAGGUCCCAGGAGUUUGGAUUUAUGCUGUGGGUUCAGAAGAUCUUUGGAUAGAGUAUCUCAGAAUGGAACUCACAUACCUUAACAAGCUGAAAGCUAGUAAGGUUGCUCUUGGUGUGGAUAAAGGGAACUCUAGUUCGCGAUUGAAAGAAUAUUGCUGAAAAUCAAUGGGGAGAGGAAAAUGAAGAUUUAUUUGUGAACCUUGAUGAAGAGAAGGGAAAUAAUGAUGGAUCAAUUGAAGAGACUGAGAAGAAAGUGGAUUUAUUUUCAUAGCAUGGUUCAAGCAUAUUACAAACUAUAUACUGGGGAGCAAUAAAGACACUUUCUUCAAGUUUUAGCCUUGGGAAGCGGUUUCUUGAGAUAUUGGAAGCAAUAGAGUUGGCACAUUCAGAUGAUUUGCACAAUGAGAUACUGAGUGAUAUGAAGAGAGACUUUUCAGCAGAUCCAGAAUAUUGGGACUGGCUCGCAAGACUAGGUAUGCCCAAUCCAAUAAGUAAAGGGGUGAGGGGAGAAGAUUCAAGCCUUUCUCAAUUUGAAAAGGCAGUUCAGGUAUGACACCAUAUG
Messenger RNA from Rubroshorea leprosula, 1241 nucleotides. NCBI's taxonomy places the organism in Eukaryota, Viridiplantae, Streptophyta, Magnoliopsida, Malvales, Dipterocarpaceae. The record is from the annotation of a GenBank genome assembly.